This is a messenger RNA of Nematostella vectensis (starlet sea anemone), 849 nucleotides long. RefSeq lists its product as uncharacterized. Bases 8 to 541 code for a protein of 177 amino acids. Lineage: Eukaryota; Metazoa; Cnidaria; Anthozoa; Actiniaria; Edwardsiidae. The record is from RefSeq and is a predicted model, not a curated record. The transcript has 3 exons.
GUUUCGGAUGUCGCAAAGAAGUCGGGUACAAAAGGCAAUGGCUAGAGGAAAAACGGCACAAGUUGUGACCUUUCAAAGCAGGCGGAUCCCUCGACGACCUUUCUUCUUAGCACUUUAUUCUACUAUGAAUUCCAUUCCUGUCCUACUAGUACUACUUGGAGCGCUGACAGAAACAGUCUUAAGCGUACCGGCAAGAAACGACGACAUCGUCUACACAACCAUAGACUGCCCCCCCGGAAUCUGGGUAUGCAAGAAACGCAGGAGUGAGAUCGCGCAGCCAGUCAGGAGGGAGCCGAGGGUGGACUGUCCACCAGGAGUGUGGACAUGUCAAAAGAAACGAGAGGAAAUCGCCCAGCAAGCAGAAGCCGCUAGCGGUCAAACAGGGGAAAGUGACGACAUCAACUUGUGUCCGCCCGGAAUCUGGGUCUGUGACAGGAAGAGAGAGUUGAAACGACUGAGAGAGCAAAGAGCGAAGGCUGUACCUAACAAACCCGCAAAGAGAAUUAACAUGUGCCCACCCGGCAUCUGGGUCUGCGACUAGAGCGAGGAAUAAGGAAUGGAUUGAUUAUUGAAGAGGAAAAUAAAAAACCUGGAUGUGGACUAAAGUGGUGCAAGAUAUAUUUCCUUAGAAAUAGAGAUCGCAUUGUUAUUAUAUACACGAUAACAAAUAAGCUAAUUUCAAGUAGUGUCAUAGUUCUAGCUAUUUUCGAAAUUUAUUUUUCAUGGGAUUCUGAAUAAUGGGUAAUAAGAUCUCUAACCCAGCUUGCGCAUAAUCGAUUGAAAAGGCAUUUGCUUAUUACACUGUAUCUUCAUCUGAGGGACAUUGCAAUAAAAUGAAUUUCAGCAAGA